GCCGCUCUGUCGUCGGUUUCCAUGCUCUCUUAGGAACGGUACCUUUGCUCUAGGGCUGACCUGACUUCAGACUCCUCAAUCGCCAGAAGUGCCCGGAAAAGUCCUUCGUCGCAAUGUUGCCCAUCUGCUUUUUAUUCUCAUGGCUGAUUCUCGGGUUGUCACUUGGCGGCCUCAAUUUCGCGUAUUCUGCCGUACUGGAAGAUCCGAAUGAUGUGCUGAAUAAAACAUACGAUUUUAUUAUCGUCGGAGCUGGUACCGCCGGAAGUGUGGUGGCAAGUCGACUCACUGAAGAUUCUGCGUGCACGAUUCUCGUAAUAGAGGCUGGAAUUUCCGACGAAGACAUUCUUGAUAUCGAAGUCCCUUUCCUAUCUUCCUCCCUCCUGUCUCCUUCUUCGCUUACCUGGAACUAUUCCACGGUAGCUCAAGAAGGGUUGGAUGACCGUGUCAUCUCAUAUGUAAGGGGAAAGGUCCUAGGAGGGAGCAGCAGUACCAAUUUCUUGGGAUACACUCGAGGCUCAGAUGACGAGUACGAUCGUUGGGCUAACAUUACCAUGGACUCUAGUUGGUCAUGGAUGAACCUAGAACCUUUCUAUAAAAAGAGCGAAAGACUAGUUGAUCCUGCGGAUGGCCACAAUACGUCUGGAGAGGUCGAUCCAAGUGCUCACGGUUAUGGACCCAUUGAAGUUAGCGUUCCUGGGUAUCCCACGGAGAUUGACGACCGCGUCAUUCUCAGUAGCCAGGAGUCGGGUGACGACUUCCUCUUCAACCUAGAUCUCCAAGGAGGUACCACAAUUGGCUUUGGACUCACUCAAUCUACCAUCGGUGGCGGAGAAAGAUGCAGUGCUGCUGACGUGUAUCUUCACCCUGCACUGAAUCGCUCCAAUAUAGAUCUUCUUAUGGGAACACAAGUAACUAGGCUUAUCCAAACAAAUGACACCAGCGACGUGCCUGUUUUCAAGACAGUAGAGUUUGCACAAGAUGCUAAUGGCACCAGAUAUACACUUACAGCGGCGAAAGAAGUUAUUCUGAGUGCAGGUUCUCUCAAUACUCCGCAAAUAUUGCUUCUCUCCGGUAUAGGUGAUGCGAAUGAUUUGGAAAACUUUGGUAUCACACCCAUCGUAGACCUUCCUGACGUCGGUAAAAAUCUACACGAUCACCCACAAAUCUCGAACUAUUUUGUCGUAAACUCUACAUCCACUCUUGAUGAGAUCUCUCGCGAUUCCGAACUGGCCGCAGAGUAUCUGGAGGAAUGGAUGGAGUAUAGGCAAGGCCCAUACACAGCUUCGAGUUCUCAUGCCCUUGGCUUUGUUCGUCUUGCUCAGAACGACUCGAUUUUCGAACUUUAUACCGACCCGUCUUCGGGCACCAAGUCCGCCCAUUACGAAAUGGUUUUCGCCAAUGGGUACUCGGGAUCUUUACCGUCAACGGGCUAUUACUUGACCGUGAAUACCGUUGUACUCAACCCUGUUUCCAAUGGCACAGUCACACUCGCCUCCACCGACCCUUUCGACUUUCCCAUAAUUGAUCCGGGCUUUCUUACUUCGCCUCUCGAUAUCUAUGUCAUGACCUCAGCAGUAAAAGGCGUGCGCCAAUUCGUUCAAGCUUCCCCGUGGGAUGGCUAUGUCAUUGAACGUUAUGGCGAGCUUGGCGAAGCCGAGACGGACGAGGAAAUCGAGGCUGCCAUACGGAAUAACGCGAUAUCCAUCUGGCAUCCCAGUUGUACCGCGCGGAUGAGCGCCUAUAAUGCUACUGAUGGCGUUGUCAACCCGGACCUCACUGUGAAGGGAGUAUCAGGUCUUCGAAUUGUCGAUGCAUCUGUCUUUCCUAAGAUACCUGCAGCUCAUUUAGUAGGACCCGUUUAUAUUGUCGCUGAGAAGGGUGCCCAGUUAAUUCGAGAUGCGUGGGGCUAUGAUGCCUGAGCGAACUUUAAUAUUGCGGAAAUAAAUAUCCCAUUCAAGUUUGCGUCUUUUUAACAUGAAUUUCAGUGACCUAGAUAUUUGGAAACCCGACUCUAUCGCAACUGUCAGGAAACGCCCGUGAACAGGCAAGGAUCAUCGUCAUUUGACUAUCCAUUCAUCUAUAUGCUGUGUACACUAAUAGAAGCAUUAUAAAUGAAAAAGUCA
Molecule: messenger RNA, 2123 nt
Organism: Desarmillaria tabescens
Lineage: Eukaryota; Fungi; Basidiomycota; Agaricomycetes; Agaricales; Physalacriaceae
Product: aryl-alcohol-oxidase from pleurotus Eryingii
Exons: 11
Coding region: 114-1919 (601 amino acids)
Molecular function (GO): oxidoreductase activity, acting on CH-OH group of donors; flavin adenine dinucleotide binding
Source: RefSeq, a predicted model, not a curated record